GGGUAAUCUGUGCGAAAUGUGUGUAAAGACUACAUUUCGUACCAAAGAAUAACAGACAUGGACACCGCUAUCGUCAAAGUAGAUGCGAUAAUUUAACAGAUUAGUUUUUCCUACAAGGAAUGGAGAUCGAUGAAAUUGAUAGUAACCAGCCUGGACAUGUACAGAGAGUUAUUAGCAAAUUUGAAGAGCUUUUACUCCAGCGAAUUGAAGUGAAGGAAGAAGUUUGUGAUGAGGAGACAAGUGAUAUCGAUGUUCCGAGCACGCAAAAGGACACUAAUAAUGAAGCGAAUAAAUCAGCAGAAUCAACCAAUUGUAGCCUUUGCACUCUGAAUGGAGAGCAUCGAGCAGCAUCCUGCUUCUGUACUUCUUGUGAGAUACCUGAACCAUUGUGUGAUGAAUGCAGUCGACAUCACAUUCGACAGAGGAAUAUGCGAGACCAUUCACUCUCAACUGAUAUAAAAGCUUUUAUCACUUACCUAGAAAAUAAUGUCAUUAACUGCGAACUGUGUCUUCUUGAUGGUGAGCAGAGAGCUGCCACUUCCUUCUGUCUAACAUGCAAAGAACCGGAAGCACUUUGCAAAGAUUGUGCCGCUCAACAUAUAAAACAAAAAGCGUUCAGAAGUCACCAGAUCACCAAUGAUAGAGCAAAGUUACCAAAAAAGAAGAAACUCUUGUGCGAGCCAUGCACUACUGAAGGAGCUAAAACUCGAGCUGAUUCAUUUUGUAAAGACUGCGAUGAGCCGGAACCUUUGUGCAAGAAUUGCGCCGUUGAACACAUCAAACAACGGCAAUUCAGAAACCAUUCAAUUUGUGGCGAUAUAAGUCAAAUUCCUCUGAAACAAAUGAAAAUUUUAGAGUUUUAUGCACCCUAUGUAAGGAAGAAGGCACAGAUACUGAAGCUACCUGCUUUUGUAAAGAUUGCGAUGACCAAGAACCUCUGUGCCACAAAUGUGCCAGACAGCAUACGCGACAGAAAUUUUUCCGAGGACAUAAUCUAUGUAAAGAUCUAUCACUUUUACAAACUUUAG
Saccostrea cuccullata (small rock oyster) is the source of this 1028-nucleotide messenger RNA. RefSeq lists its product as uncharacterized. NCBI's taxonomy places the organism in Eukaryota, Metazoa, Mollusca, Bivalvia, Ostreida, Ostreidae. The transcript has 4 exons. The coding region runs from base 120 to 1028 and encodes 302 amino acids. The record is from RefSeq and is a predicted model, not a curated record.